Aphanomyces invadans is the source of this 4626-nucleotide messenger RNA. RefSeq lists its product as hypothetical. Gene Ontology annotation, cellular component: mitochondrion; microtubule; intermediate filament cytoskeleton. The record is from RefSeq and is a predicted model, not a curated record. The transcript has a single exon. NCBI's taxonomy places the organism in Eukaryota, Oomycota, Saprolegniomycetes, Saprolegniales, Verrucalvaceae. Gene Ontology annotation, biological process: cilium assembly. The coding region runs from base 38 to 4612 and encodes 1524 amino acids.
GUUGUGAUCCAAAAGCGACGGCCGACGUCACACCAUCAUGCUCGGCCGCUUCUUUACCAAGAAGGACGAGCCGAAGAGUUCACGACCUCCACAUGCGGUGGGCCCACCUCAACCGCGUCCUGCCGCUACGGAAGACUCGAACGGCGGAGGCGGCUUUUUCAACCUGCCCCCUGCCGUGACUGGCAAUUCUGCGGCCGCACACCAACAACCUGGGUUCACCAACCCGAACAACGCAUCGUACAGUCACUCACCUGCGAAAACCCAGGUCAUGGGUGGAGGAACUCAACCUCUGUCGUCCACGUUUGGCGGACUCAACCCCAGCAACCCGUACCAACGCCCAAGCGCUGGAAUUCCGUCAAACGGCGGUGCCCCGCCGCCAUCCCUGUUUGGUGGCAUGAGCGUGAAGUCGGCGACGACAAGCGACCCUCCUGCCGUUAUUCCCAGUGCCUCAUCGACACAACGGGAUCAUAAACCCAUGAGUCUCUUUGGAGGAUUAGAAUUGGGAGGAUCCGCUGCUGCCACGUCAUUAACCUCGACAGUGGCAAACGUCCCGACCCCAUCAACCAACCCAUCGCCAUUAAGUCUGUCGGCACUGAACAUUCCCGCAGCGACGUCCAUUCCUGUCGCGUCGACGAUGUUGCCAGACCCGCCAGUCAAGCGAUCGCAGCGAGGGUCCUCUGGCUUCAACUACUUGGACAUGGCACCUCCCGAAGCCACGACGACCGUCGCAUCUGCACCGUCGACCGCUGCGCCAUCGACGACGCCACCCUCGUCAUCGGCCAUUCCCGUCGUCAAGAAAAAGAAGAAACCAACGUUCCGCCCAGGCUUUGGUCGGCAAUUGUCCGAUGAAAGUGCCGCCGCCCUCCAGCGCGGCGACCUGAAGCACGAAGAUAUUGUACCCGAUGCCAAUGUCUCCGUUUCAAAUUCGUCAGCUACGUCGGCGGCAGCCAGCAUCCCAUCCCAACCGGUGACCAAAGCAACUUCGUCGACCUCGAUCCUGAAGGACUUGACCCUGCACACUCCUGCGGCCACCUCCAAACCGUCGGCUCUCGGGCGUUCCGGGCCUUCCUCGAGGUACUUUUGCGGUCCACAUCCUGCUCUCCCUCGCUGCCAUGGGGACCUCACGUCAAUAUAUGGAUAUAGCGCAACUCUGCCGGCGGAGGACUUGAGCAGCUUGCUGGCAAACAUGACCAUUCGCAACUUCGCCAACAACACUACGACCACUGUUCCGGCCUUGGUCAAGGCGCACUCGCAGCGCGCUCUGAGCCCGCGAGUGGCCAGCCAGAGCAGCCCUCGAGCGUCCUUGCCGUCGUUUGCCCUGCACACGUCAACAAACGCUGCAUCUGCUUCCACCAGUGCCGCGAUCGCAUCGUCUGCGCCGACAACGAACGCGGCGAAUUUGACUCCCGAAGACCGCGUCGCGUCCAUCGCUCGCGACCUUGACGUGGCAUCAACCGCGUUCCGCAACGGUCUGGCACAGCUCAAAGGCGAAGAGUCGCAUAUCCUGGACCGCAAAUCGAUGCUGACCAAGCAAAUUGCCCAGUUCAACUUGGACUUGCACGAAGUGGAGGCGUCGCAGCUGCAGGCGGCCGAAGACGAAGACUUUGAGAAGGCUGACGCUCUAAACGCCACGAUAGAGAAGUUGCGCCACUGCAUGAUGCUGGCGCAGAGCGACCUCCGCAAGUGCGAACAAGAUAGUGUCGCGGUCGCCAAGCAAAAAGAAAAACUGGUGCUGCAGCAUGUGCGCAGCGCAAAAGGGACGUGGAAUGCGCUGUCGAAGCUCGACGAGGAACGGUCGGCGGCGCUGGCUGCCCUCAAGGCCGAGGCCAAGACGUUCAAAGCCACGGAGCGUCGUCGAUUUGCCUUUGAGAAGGAGCGCGUGGCGACCGAGCUCCAUCAUGUCACGGUGAACAUGGUCCAUUUGGAGGAAGAAAAGGCCGAGAUCGAGUCGUCGAUUGCGAGUCAGUGCACCGACGAGUACGAGUUGCGCCAGUCCUUGCUGGCGGAGCAAGCGACGGUGGCGGCGGAGAUUGCCGAGCUCGAAGCCAAGCUGGCGACUUGCAGGGCGCACAUGGUCGAGCUGGACGCGGGAAUUGCCAAAGCGGACGAAGGAAUUCAAGUCGUGCGGCAAAAGUUUAGCCGUCAGCUCAAGCGCCUCGUUGAGCGCGAAAAGAGCAUGCUCAAGACGAAGAAAGAAGUUGAAGCGGACGAAGCAGCGAUGCACCGCGCGCAGGAAGGCUUUGAAGCGACCAAGGCGGACUUUGCCGCCAAGCUAACGGCACUCGCCCACCAACUCGCGCGUGUCCAGCGCGAUUUGCACGUCGCAGCGGUUGUGGUGCGUGUUGCAGAAGAACAAAACACGACUCGCCAGGCCAAGGAAGACCGCGCCAAGCGCGUCGAGUCGCAACUCGCGAGUCUGCGGGAUGACGUGCAAGAUGCUGAGAAGAACUGGGCGCUGGCAAAGCACCAACUGGCCGACUUGAACGCCAAGUUGGCUGGGUUCCGCACUGUCAUCAUGACAGCGGGGACGGCGUUGCCACAGCUCGAGGCCGAGAAGAAACAGGCGGCGGCCGAGCGCAAUUUCAAAGAAGCGGCGCGGUUGUCGAAAGAUAUCAAGCAGCUUGAAAAGGACCGCGCGAGUGCCGACGAACAGAUCGAGGUGCUUGGGAUGGAGCUCAAGGAUGCCGAGGCCGUGAUCGUUGAGCGCGAGGCGGCGUUUAAGGCCAAGACGGACGCUUUCCAGGGCGCCGAAAAGACGCUCGACCUCGAGGCGUUGCAAGGACUGUACAACAUGCAUCAUGAUUUGCGCGUCGUGCUGCGCGAGCUAUCGAGAGACGAUCCGAUGAAUGGCGACGACCACCGAUCGUUCCUGCGACCGAUCGCGCUUGGGUUGGUGCAGAGUGAGUUCGACCACGUUGUCGCCGAGAUUGAAGUCCUUGAAGACAAGUACUUGCUCGAGCCGUACGUGAAGCCUCUCGCCGCGGAAACGCCGGAGGAGCUCGAGGCGUCGGCUGUCGUGUUGCCGGAUGCAUCGUGGAGCGACAGCGAAGACGACGACGAGGCUGGCCUUGACGAUGCGAAUGGCAAGUCGAUCUCGUCAGCCAGACGUUCCAAACCGGAGGCCACUGCGCCGGCACAGAAGGAGGGCGCUUCGCCGUCCUCUUCGACUCGUUCCAGCACGAUCGUGGUGGACAUGACUCCGGCAGCGUUGGCGGAAAAGAUCGCCGAGGUGGAAAAGCAGAUCGAAGCAGCGACCGACGAGGAGGACUACGAGCUGGCCGCCCAGUUGGACGAGCAGCUGGAGACGUGGGUCGCGCGCCUGGCGGCCCUUGAACAGGAGCGAUCGUGCGGCCCAAGCGAAGUGGACCUGCGCGCCGAGCUGGAGGCGCUCCAGCAUGCCAUUGAGGCACUGGCGGGGCAAAUCGAACACGCAACGAACGAAGAAGAGUACGAGAUCGCGGCACAUUUGGACGAAGAUCUGGUCGCGGCGCAAACCCGAAAGACGGAGAUUCAACUGCAGUUGGCGGCGAUGGAGCCCCCGGCGGAAGACGUUGGCGAUGACAACGUCGUUGACGAUGCCGAGAGUGCCGAGGAGGACAAAGAAAAACUAGACACCCACCAAGACCAGGCACAUCAAGUCGUUGAAGAACGCCACGAUGCUGCCGAUGACGCAGUGGUGAAGCCCGUUGAUGCUGGAGAGGCCUUUGCUCCUCCUCCAGCGUCCACGUCGCUCUUUGCGGGGCUAAACACCGUCAAGUCAACCAGCCCGACCGCCGGUGGUGGCAGUUUGUUCGGAGGACUCGCUGUCGUAGCGGAGCCGAUGGCAGGAAUCCCGCCUGCUGCCCCGACGACGUCCUUGUUUGGAGGCUUGACGAUGGUCCAAGCCGCGGCUGUAGAGAUCCAGGACGCGAUUCAUGAUGAAGCAGGAGACCACGGUGCGGACGAAGCCUCCGAUCAUGCCGACGAGCAACACGUCGUUGACGAAGUGAUGGAAGAUGGCGAUGGAAUGGUGACAGCACCAUCUGGAGAAGCCAUUGAAGAAGCCGCACAUGCCAAGGAUGAAGACGACAUGGAAGUGCAUGCGGCGGUAACGAGCCCUGUCGUUGCCAAUGGAGAUUUCACCAACAACGACGAAGAGGAGCCUGAGCACGCAAUGGAAAGUGCUGUAGUCGACGACUCGCCUGCAUCCUCGCCUUUGUUUGGAGGCCUCUCGCUUGGCACCCCGUUGGAGCCAACUCCUGCGUCAGGAUCGUCAAGUUUGUUUGGCGGGCUGUCGCUGCAAACCACGUCACCUGUGAGCUUUGCGCCGCUGGACAGUACAUUGGAAGGUCCCCGAUCGCCUACAUCGUUUGGGUCACUCUUUGGCGGCCUUUCUGUCGCGGCUCCACAAACAACACCGUCGGAUUCGCUCGGAGCACCAGAGGUCGGCGGCUCGUCCUUGUUUGGCGGGCUGUCUCUCGCACACACCACUCCUGGGCAUGGGGAGACUGUCCAUACCGGCUUCGUUCUACCGUCUCCCGAUACCGCUACGAGCACAGUGGACGCGUCCUUCGCCCUCCCGACUCCCGACCCAGUCGCCGCCGAUGAGGUAGUCGACAACUUAACUUCUUAGAUGCAUGUUGGAAU